UGGCACUUUCGAUCCGCUUUAUGCUGCAAAGGGAGAGCGAGAAUACAAACAGGAGUCUAGCUGAGAAUGCAAUCCCAUCCAAAAUAGAACACUAUCGACUAAAUUUAACGAUGAUUGGAUCCAGCCAGCUGGCAUAGAGCGAUUAGAAUAGAGCUAAAGCCGUCCGAAGUCGCGGCUGAAGCGCCUCCGGGCGCAGUAUGAAUCCAGGUUGUUGUUGGAGCGUUAGGGCGGACCGUGGUGCGCUCUGGGAAGUGUAGUUCCUGGUCCGUCGGAGUUCCCGCCCGAGCGCUUGGAGAGCGGCUUCGGGAGGACUACAAUUCCCAUCAUGCCACGGCGGCUGGCCGCCAUCUUCCGUCUUCCCCCCUCCCCGUCGUUUGCGUCAAGCGGUGCUGUCUUCUACGCCAUGAAUACGCGUCAAAAGAAGCCAAACGGGUCAAAACAGAGAGAAAAGGGAAAGCAAUUUUUUUAAAAAAAAUAUUUCAAAAGAAGCUAAAGCGGGCGCGGCUCGGGUUUGGGGAGAUUUUAAUAUAUCCGACCGACAUCCCGCGUCCCUGUUGCGGAUUCGCUUCCAAUGAAGUUUGUCGGCGGUCCCGGCGGAGGCCGCUGCUUCUGCUGCCACCAAAGUGUCCGGUAGGCGAAUCGGAGCUUCCCCUCAACUUGGAAGGCACAACGUUUGCCAUCUGCGGUGCUUUUGCCGCCCCUCGUCGUCAAGAUGGUCGCUUGGAGUGAAGGCGCCUUGUGGCCGGGCCCUGCGGUGGGAACCCGACCGGGUCUCAGCGAGUGAGGGCAGAAGAAGCAGCAGCAGCAGCUCCUUGUCGCCUUUAGGAAAAGACAACUCGCCGCGGGCCUUGGAGACCCCGCUAAUUCGAAUGGCUCCUUGAGAAAUCACGACGGGUUUAAUCUGAGGGAUGCACGUUGAUUUUUUUUACUUUGUCUAGAAACUCCAACCUUCCUUCCACCACCACACCCCCGACCUUUAACAGUACACAUUUUAAUUUAGUGAAGUAUCUGACAAGAGUUCUGAAUCCGGCAGAAACAGAAUAGAAAGCCAUCAGGAAUUAAUUUUCACUUUUUACACUGCCUUUUUACAUCAAAUGAAAGAAGAUUUUGUAUUCCACAGGAGAACGGGCUCCAAACGCACCAUUUUGGAGAUACUUGUUACACAAGAAGAAAACGACGCUCUUUUGGGAAUUUUACCAAUUUGUGUGAAUUCUGACUGAACUUAAAACCGAAGUUACUGACUGCAAUUAUUCCCAUGCCGAAGCAAGUUUGUUUUGUCCAUUACGUUGUUGAUACUGAAGUCGCCAUGUCAGGUUGCUGCACAAGAUUAAAGAUAAUUUGGUGAACGUCGCUUUCAACAUUUAUAUGAAAUCUGAUUCUACUGGCGUGUUGAGUUCGUGCAGUAUUAUAUGGUUUAUAAUCAGCAAAUCGGAUUCGCUAUCAUAGGAAAGAUGCAAAGUGUUUAAGAGUAAUUGUACUUUGAAUGCAGAGCAUGUGUAAAUACUGGAAGGGACAUGUCAGAACAUAUUACAGUGGGUGCCAGUUUUCUUCCUCUUGGUUGGAAUUACAUUGCCUUAAUUAUCUGGAACUAAAACUGACCUUCGUUUGAAAUCAAAAUUGUAACUGCUGAGAAGUACCAGCAUAUUUAUGCAUGUGCUUGUACCUCUGACUUUACGAAUAAUUGGGACAACACCUGGAUCUUUCUCCUUUAAGAUUUGAAUGAAUUGGUAACGACAUGCAUUUUAUAGGGCAGUAGUCAUGGCCUUUUAUUUAAGGAAAGAAAAAAGCCACUGUGUCUGAAUUUAAGAUUAUUUUAUGUAAAACAUUUUGUCAGUUAUGGCUGACGAAGUAUCACAGGCUGAGAUCGACCCAGACUUUGAACCACAGAGCCGCCCCAGAUCCUGCACUUGGCCUUUGCCGAGACCAGAUCUAACAACUGUCAAACAGGAGGACUCUGCCUCAGUAACCCCAACCGAAGAAGAAAAGCAGGAUGUUUCUGAUUCUAGUGCUGUAAAAUCAGAGAGUGAAACUGGUCUGAAUGCAGAGGUUUGUUCCCAAGUUGGUGCAACAAGUGCUCAACGGAAGAGUUCCGCUAGAAGGAAUGCAUGGGGCCAUCAAUCGUAUGCAGAUCUUAUCACCAAAGCAAUUGAGAGUUCUCCUGACAAGAGGCUGACUCUGUCUCAGAUCUAUGACUGGAUGGUCAAAUCUGUGCCUUACUUCAAGGACAAGGGAGAUAGCAACAGUUCAGCUGGAUGGAAGAAUUCUAUUCGACAUAACCUUUCCUUGCACAGUAAAUUCAUCCGAGUCCACAAUGAAGCUACAGGGAAGAGUUCUUGGUGGAUACUUAAUCCUGAAGGUGGGAAAAGUGGGAAGUCGCCCAGGAGAAGAGCAGCAUCUAUGGACAAUAAUAGUAAACUUGUGAAGAGUAAAGGAAGAGCAGCUCGGAAAAAGGCUGCCCUCCAAGCAACCCAAGAGGGGAAUGGUGACAGUCCUGGUUCACAAGUUUCCAAAUGGCCUGGAAGUCCCUCUUCUCGCAACAAUGAGGAUUCUGAGGCCUGGACUAGUUUUAGGCCAAGAACAAGCUCAAAUGCUAGUACGUUAAGUACAGGGCGCCUGUCCCCCAUAAUGCCAGAACAGGAAGAUCUGGAAGAUGAGCUCCAUUCUGCACUGGCCUAUCCUGGCACUGCAAGCAAGUUGCCAUCAACCCUAACUGAAAACAUAAUUGAAGAACUUGAACUCAUUGACAGCUUGAAUCUCAUGUCCCCAUCACCUACAUUGUUGCCAACCCAGCAGUCAUUAUCCACUGGCUUGGUACAACAAAGCUCAGCCUAUACAUUCAGGCAACAAAACUCGGCCUCUGGGUCGCAGGCUUCUACCUAUGGGAACUCUUUCUAUGAUCCAUCUGACCUGACUUCUGUGCAGAGCCACUUUAGUGUACCUGCAACACUUGAAGCGCUCCUGACUUCGGAUUCGCCAACACAUACUGAUGUGAUGAUGAGCCAAAUUGACCCUGUCAUGCCACAGACAGGUGGUCGGCUAAACAGUGAAAAUCUGAUGUUGUUUAAUGUUGAAUCGCUCAACAGCCCAUCUGGAGAGUCAAAAGUUAGCCAGACUAGCCAGCGAGGAAAAUCUGCAGGUCCAUCAGCCACAUCUGUUAAUGCUAAUGCUUUAUCUCACACACUGAGUAUGAUGGGACCUCUGCCUGAUGCAAACCAAAUGCCUACUUUGAAGGCCCAGCUCCAGACACCUGUAAGCCAGGCUUUGCAACUUGGUCUGCCGUCCACUCGUAACUCAAACAGCAGCAGCAAUUCUUCAAUAGGGAUGAAUAUGAAUUCUGAAAAUUUUCCACGAGACCUGGAUUUGGAUAUGUUCAUGGAAAGUCUCGACUGUGACGUGGAUUACAUAAUUGACCAUGAUCUUAUGGAUGAUGAAGGGCUUGAUUUCAACUUGGAGCCUAUUGCCACUAACCCGUCCUAUCCUAACACCUCACAGUCAUCUUCUCGUAGCUGGGUGCCAAGUUAACUUCAAAUGCAUUACCUGAAGCAGGUUUGCUGUUCGUCAGCUGAGUCCGUCACCUUCCUUCCAAAUUGAUGUUUUAUUUUGAAGUGAUCCAGGAGUUGAGCAUCUGUUCCGGUUUCGCAUUGUUCAGCUGUGUACGAUGAGUUUAUCCAAGAAGGCAAUUUCUCUGGCGUGCAUUCCAAUUUCCAGAGUGCAUGGAACAGAUUCUAAAUAACCUUUGGUGAGAUGUUUGGAAUGUCAUUGUGCCAAUGCUGCCCAUUUGAAAAUGACUAAUUUUAUUACAUUACAAAUAACUUCUCAGAAGGAAUUGAACAUACUGAUGGGGAUGUUUAUUAUUUUUGUCAUGUUUCCCCCCUGCCCUGUGAUUUCUUUUGGUGCAGCAAUCUGGAAUUAUGAAAAUAAGACUUCACAUAUAUAGGAUCAUAACAGUAAAUAGAUAUGAUAUUCUCAACUAUUUUUUAAAUACGGAACAUUUAACAAAAAAACACAGUAAUAUGUAGCAAAGUUUUCCUUUGGGACUUGCAUUAAAACACUACAAGGAAAGAAGUCAUUCAACCCGGAUUUUCAAGUGAAUACUCAAACAAUGUCAAGUUGAGACACGAUUAUGAGAAUAAAAGAAUAAUUGAGCUCAAGCUGUUGUGUUGGACAGAUCGCAAAUGAAGUGAAACACCACAUCGAAGCAGUGACCCUGCGGACUGAGGAUUACCCCAUGCUUCUUCCCCGUCACUUUCGGUUGUAUUCGGCAUACAUUUGUGUCCAGCUGAGAUUGAGAAAAAACAAAACUGUUUGUAAAUAAGAAUGAAAGAGAAGGGGAGGCGGGGAUGGAAUGUGCAAUGUAUUUCAGUAAUACUGAGAUAGCUUAGGUUCCGAGUUCCAGAAGGAACAUAUCUAGACUUUCCCACAUUGCCAUGACAUCAAUCUAAUCCAGAACAUACAGUUAUACCCCAGCCUAUAAAAUAGUAUCAUAUUUUAAAACCAACAACAAAAAUAUGAGGUACAAAGCUAUUUUGAGAUUUAAUUUUAAUCUGCUUUAUAUGGGCCGCCUUUGACUUUAACAAGCAUAGUGUUUCUCUUUAUUUCUCCCUUCCCACUCCAUUUUAACAGAUUGAAUUUAAAGUUAAUCUUUUUCAGUGAAUUUGGAAAUUCUGCUGAAUAGUUUGUUGUUUCAUUCUUUGUUUGGGAGGAGUGGGGAGGAUGCUUUGUCACUUGGCUUGACAACGUAAUACUGUCUAAUUUGGGAGAAAUGGUGGGGAAAGCGCACAGAUUUGAAAAUCUUUCCUUCAUGUAGGAAGCAAUUUGUAAAUGUUACGUAAAUAUAACAAAACCCCUUCCAGUCUGUAAUUUGGUUUCCCCUUAAAUCAUGGCUUAUUCUUGAGCACAUAAUCUGGUCUGACACUCCAAUGUAGUAUUGAUUGGCUGCUACAUCUCCCUAUAUUACAAUAGUGAAUGCACUUCAAAAUGACUUCAUUUGGCUGUAAAGCACUUUGAAAUCCCCUGAGGUUGUGGAAGGUGCAAUUCUACAGUUCACUAAUUGGAGAAAAGUUCAUAAGUCACACUAAUGCCAGCAGUUGCGAAGGAGUAAGUAAACAUGUUCGAUUGAGGCAACUGUUAUAAGAUGAAUAAAUUGUUUUGUUCAUGAAGCAGUUACCUAAACUUUAAACAACAGUUUAACAUCAGCAUCAUGCUGUCUGAGAGAAGGUUGCAUAGGACAGAAUAGAUACCCAGGAGUGAUUAUAGGUCAUUGUCUUCAGAUGACUUCAUAAAUUGCAAAGAUGAAAUUCGAGCAGUUUAUAGCUGCUCAUUAUAUACUGAAAUGAGACCACUGCCUUGAAGACACUCCUGGAGGUCUAUGAUAUUUCUUUAAUAACGUACACUCUGAAGUUUAUGGGAUUGACCUUAUUCUGUUUUGGGUUGCAUUUCUGAGUGGAUGUUCUUGGUGCAGUUGCACAAGGCUAAUGCACUCCUCAUCAUUGCGUGAUGAUGUUCACACUGAAGGAUUAAGAAUUGUGACCUAAUCACUGCAUGUUGUAUCAAGAAAUAAUCUUUAUUGAUGACUGGUAAUUUUAUGUACUGUGGCCAUAUAUAUAUAUAUAUAUUAUAUAUAUAUUGAUAUGGCACAUGCCUGUGUUCAGAUGACCUCAACUGCUCUCAUCCUCCUGAAUCCUGGAUUGUAUUCAUUACUUCUUUGAAACACACUCCUUUUUAAUGUCCUUUUGUUACAUGCAAAAUCAAAAUACAGUAUAUAUCAAAAGUGAAAUUAUGAAACUGAUUUGAGCAAUGAUGAAAUUACAGCGUGAUUUGAACCAAAAAGAUAUGAUUCAUUUAACUGUUUGAUACUGGCAGAUACCAUUUAUUAUAGGUAUUAGAUGUCAUGAGUGUAAAUGCCACAAUGGAUAUUAGGGACUGAAUGGUACAGUGUUUUGACAAUAUUGUUUUUUUUUGACUCUCUGGUUUGACCUCGCAUCAACUAGACUAUUGGAAUGAAAGUCUAUCAUUUGCCUCUAAGGCUUUGAAUUACUUUGGGUAGUGUUGAUCAGUUCAUAUUCAGCAUGAACUUGCAGCACAAAACAGCCCUCUAAUUUAGUACUAAAUUGUGAAGCUCACUCAGAUCAUAAAUGUCUGUUGUGUAAAAUGAAGAGGAAUAUUAUUCUUGGUGAGUAGGGGUGUUCUGGAAAUGAGGCACUUUUACUUAGGUUUUACUUUGCACCCAACUCAGAAAAGCUUGGUGGUGGCAUUGGAUAUUCAAAAUGAAAAUUGUUCUUUUUGUCAGCACUAUUAUUUUUGAUGAGCAAUUAUUAAAAGAAUCUUGGAAAGAAAUUCUAGGACUCCCCUUCUGCAUCUUUCUUUCCCACCCCACCCACUUUGCAACUUGCAGAAAUGUUUUGAGGCCGAGUUACACUCUUUUUAAAAAAAAUAAAACAAAUCCUUUCUCUACCAAACUACCAAAGAAGAAAAUAAUCUUUGAAGUAAUUGGGUAUCCUGCUUUAUUGUGGAGGAAGCCCUGUGGCAAGCCAAUACCAGCCAUAGAAAUGAUCCAUACUCUCCAUUGGAAAUUGCCAGCACCUGAGGUAAACAGGAGCUUCCCAAUCUCCCAAUUUUACUAAAUGUUUGUUUAAUGGCCAUUGUGGCACACCAGCUCAGUUGACAAAUUUUCUUUCCAGGAAUGGCUGUCAUGCUUUUGUGCUGCAGGCUGCUGCCAGACAUGAUGAGGUUGUGAUAGUUUGCUUUGCCCAGAGAACAGGCACAGGAGUAUUCAGUGGACGCUAUCACAAUUGAUUCCCAAUUCUGCUUGCCUCAAUCACUGGAGUGUAUUGUCUGGAACCAAUUUUUUUGUGUCUAUAUGAAACUAUUCUAUUGGGGAUUAGAGACAGUUAAUACGUGCCACAAAAAAACACUAAAAUUAGUUGCUGGGAACAAAUGUUUUUAAAGCCUCUGUUCUUUUACUCAAUGAAAAUCUGCCUUUACCUCUCAGGGUGAUUCUGAAUAUAUGCUAGUGUCAAAAUGCACAAGGCAAGUGUGUUUUGCUUUUACUAUUUGGAUUGAUCAUAUAUGACUUGCAGAAGAGGCAUUAUGCCAGAUUCAUUUGUUUACGCAGAUUAUGUUAAUUUUCAGAUUGCAUUUUUUUUAAAAAUUACAUAAAAUGACAGUACUACAUUUUUUCCAUUCUUGGUUUAAGUUGUUAACUUCAGAUUUUGCUUGUAAAUAAAGUUGUACUGCAUCCAAUAAUUAGUAGUUUUGUAGGUUCAGUGUGUAUUUCUUGAGUAUCUUUUUAUGUUUUGAAUCUUAAAUGAAACAGUUUAAAUUAGUUGUUUGGAUGUUUCCCAUGGAUCUCUGUGACUUUGUUUUUUGUUAAUUAUGCAGGAUAACAAAAUCAGGCUUAGCCUCUCCUUCAUCUCUUCCCUUUCCCCUGGGGUGUCCACCCAUUUGUAUAUGUAUAGAGUUCUGAAAGGGUACAGAUUUUCAGUUAUUUGUAGAAAGAAAGGUGCAUUUGGUACUCUUUUCAAUGCUGCAGAAUGUGAGUUCAUGCCCACAAUUUUGUUGUGCUGCAAGUUUUCAGCCUUUGAUCUGGGGGUCAUAUCGAUCAGAAGCUAAGGGGUUCUCCCAUUUUUGAGCAGCUGAACGAACAUUGGAAGUUGAUAGACAUCUAGGUUGCUUUUGUACUUCUCUUGGCAUUAAACCAUUUGACAGAUGCUUAGAAGCAAGUUGUAAUUUUUCCUUCGGCUACAGAUGGUACAUUUGAGGGUUAGGGCAGAAAGAGGAGAAGCUAAGAAAGGAUCAAAAUUGCAUUUUACAUAGGGGAGGGAAACUACAUGCAGCAUGUAGGUAGUUCUACCGUUGGUGCUAUCCUGAAGCCCCUAGAGCCUCUUUUUUGUUAAUUUUAAAAGAGCCAUUAAACAGUUGCUGCAUAAUCCUAUAUGUUGUAGAGACACACUUUUAAGUAUAGCUAAUAAUAUACAGUUAAUUCUGGUGUGUAUUAGUGUCCUCUUGUCCCCAUAUUUUAUGUUGUAAACAAAAUGUUAGUGGGACUCUUGCAUAGAAAGUUGCCCCUAUGGUGAGUAUAGUAAAGAGAGUCCUCCAAAGAGAGUUCAUGCAGUUAACCAUAAUUUCAUCUUUUGGUGAGAUGUGGAUUGCAAAGAUGCUUUGCUGUCCUGCCCUCUCAGCAAUCUGAUGAUGCACGGUUGAGAGAGGACAAAAAUAAAGAAAUUGAAAGCUGCAGUUUUCAGUUUGUUAGAGUAUGCAUUUUUAUAAUCUGUUAAAGCAUUUGAUUUUCCAAGAUAAAGUGUAUCUUUACAAUAACAUUUUCCUUUACUUGUUAAAUUGUUGAAUAACCAGCAAGUUCCAUGAGGUCUGCCUUUUACCAGUAUAUUGAUUGAUGGUGUUUGCAGAGUUCUACAUAAAAUGCCUAAGUGCAUUAUUAUCUCUGUAACUUUUUUUUAAAUUAUGCAUUUUUAAGAGUAUUCUAUACCUAUAAAACUUUCAUGCAAAUGUUCCAUGUGGUACUAUUUUGGUACACGGGGUUUGUAACAUUAAAGUAUAUUUUAUGCAAGUGUGAUAUGUUAUAUACCAUGUGAUGUCAUCUGUAAAAAAAAAUAUUUCUCAUUUCAUAAAGAAGGCACUUCACAAA
Carcharodon carcharias (great white shark) is the source of this 8644-nucleotide messenger RNA. Its product is annotated as forkhead box protein O1-like. The record is from RefSeq and is a predicted model, not a curated record. Bases 1837 to 3522 code for a protein of 561 amino acids. The transcript has 3 exons. Gene Ontology annotation, molecular function: RNA polymerase II cis-regulatory region sequence-specific DNA binding; DNA-binding transcription factor activity, RNA polymerase II-specific. Gene Ontology annotation, cellular component: nucleus. NCBI's taxonomy places the organism in Eukaryota, Metazoa, Chordata, Chondrichthyes, Lamniformes, Lamnidae. Gene Ontology annotation, biological process: regulation of transcription by RNA polymerase II.